AGGCUCCCUCCUUCUUGCUGUCGCUGCCGAGAUCGACGGUCGGGUCGAAGCUCCGUGAGCCCCUGCUGCAGGGAGCAAGCAAGGGGACCUCCAAGGAGCUCAGGGCUGCCAAGACACGGUAGCUCUGCCCUGUCUUGAGAACUCCCCUCCCAAGGUCAGGGACAGAGCAGGUGCAGAGGCACUGCAGCCGCUUGUUGCCCAGCCUCCUGAGUGAUGCCAGCCCAAUGGUUCCUAAUCUCCGGACUGGCCUUCCUGGUACUGCUGGGCACAGUCAGAACAGGCCCUUUCUCUCCACGGUCCAAUGUGACACUCCCAGCCCCACGCCCCCCUCCCCAGCCAGGAGGCCGCACAGUGGAGCCAAUAGGGGGAAGCCCCUCUUCUCGGCUUUAUGAGCACAAUGUGGAAGGAGGGGAGAAGCAGGUGGUGUUUACCCACCGCAUCAACCUGCCCCCUUCAUCUGGCUGUGGUUGUCCCCCCGGCACGGAGCCCCCAGUCCCUGCUUCAGAGGUGCAGGCCCUGAAGGUCCGGUUAGAGAUCCUGGAGGAGCUGGUGAAAGGCCUCAAGGAACAGUGCACUGGGACAUGUUGUCCUGCCGCUGCUCAGGCUGGCACAGGCCAGACAGACGUUCGUAGCCUCUGUAGUCUCCAUGGCGUGUUUGACCUGAGCCGCUGUGCCUGCUCCUGUGAACCAGGCUGGGGUGGGCCCACCUGCUCAGACCCUACAGGCGCUGGGGUGUCCCCAUCCUCCCCACCCUCAGGCUCCGGAUCCUGCCCAGAUGACUGCAACGAUCAGGGUCGCUGUGUCCGCGGGCGCUGCGUGUGCUUCCCUGGCUACAGCGGCCCCAGCUGCGGCUGGCCCUCCUGUCCCGGGGACUGCAACGGCCGCGGGCGCUGUGUGCAGGGCGUGUGCGUGUGCCGGGCUGGCUUCUCUGGCAACGAUUGCAGCCUGCGCUCGUGUCCCCGGGGCUGCAGCCAGAGGGGGCGCUGCGAGGACGGGCGCUGCGUGUGCGACCCCGGCUACACUGGCGACGACUGUGGGAAGAGGAGCUGCCCUAGAGGUUGCAGCCAGAGGGGGCGCUGCGAGAACGGACGCUGCGUGUGCGACCACGGCUACACCGGCGAGGACUGUGCGGUGAGGAGCUGCCCCCGGGGCUGCAGCCAGAGAGGUCGCUGCGAGGACGGGCGCUGCGUGUGCGACCCCGGCUACACCGGCGACGACUGCGGCUCGCGGAGCUGCCCGUGGGACUGUGGCGAGGGCGGGCGCUGCGUGGACGGCCGCUGUGUGUGCUGGCCUGGGUACGCGGGCGAGGACUGCGGCACCCGGACGUGCCCGCGAGACUGCCGGGGCCGCGGGCGCUGCGAGGACGGCGAAUGCAUCUGCGACGUAGGCUACAGCGGGGACGACUGCGGAGUGCGCAGCUGCCCGGGCGACUGCAACCAAAGGGGCCGCUGCGAGGACGGCCGCUGCGUGUGCUGGCCGGGGUACACGGGGCCUGACUGUGGCUCACGCGCCUGCCCCCGCGACUGUCGGGGCCGCGGGCGCUGCGAGAACGGCGUGUGCGUGUGCAACGCGGGCUACAGCGGCGAGGACUGCGGGGUGCGCAGCUGUCCCGGGGACUGUCGCGGCCGGGGCCGUUGCGAGAGUGGCCGCUGCGUGUGUUGGCCCGGGUAUACAGGCCGAGACUGCGGCACGCGCGCCUGCCCCGGCGACUGUCGUGGGCGCGGCCGCUGCGUGGACGGCCGCUGCGUGUGCAACCCGGGCUUCGCGGGCGAGGACUGCGGGAGCCGUCGGUGCCCUGGGGACUGCCGCGGUCGCGGCCGCUGUGAGGACGGCGUGUGUGUGUGCAACGCGGGCUACGAGGGAGAGGACUGUGGCGUGCGCAGCUGCCCAGGAGGUUGCCACGGUCGCGGCCAGUGCCUGGACGGGCGCUGCGUGUGCGACGAUGGCUACUCAGGCGAGGACUGCAGCGUAAGGCGGUGCCCGCGCGACUGCAGCCAGCACGGCCUGUGCCAGGACGGUGUGUGCACCUGUUGGGAGGGCUACGCAGGCGAGGACUGUGGCCUUCGUACCUGCCCUUCCAACUGCCACCAGCGCGGCCGCUGUGAGGACGGGCGCUGCGUGUGCGACUCGGGCUACACUGGGCCCUCCUGUGCCACCCGCACCUGCCCGGCAGACUGCCGGGGCCGUGGGCGCUGUGUGCAGGGAGCGUGCGUGUGCCACGUGGGCUAUAGCGGGGAGGACUGUGGGCAGGAGGAGCCUCCCGCCAGCGCCUGCCCUGGGGGCUGUGGGCCCCGGGAACUGUGCCGUGCGGGCCAGUGUGUAUGCGUCGAGGGCUUCCGAGGACCGGACUGUGCCAUUCAGACGUGCCCCGGGGACUGCCGCGGCAGGGGAGAGUGUCAUGAGGGCAGCUGCGUCUGUCAAGAUGGCUAUGCAGGGGAGGACUGCGGGGAAGAGGUGCCAGCCAUCGAGGGCAUGAGGAUGCACCUCUUGGAGGAGACGACGGUUCGGACAGAGUGGACCCGGGCUCCUGGCACUGUGGAUGCCUAUGAAAUUCAGUUCAUUCCCACGACAGAGGGGGUGAGCCCCCCAUUCACAGCACGAGUACCCAGCUCUGCCUCAGCCUAUGACCAGAGAGGACUGGCUCCUGGCCAGGAGUACCAGGUCACUGUCCGUGCCCUUCGAGGGACUAACUGGGGCCCUCCUGCUUCCAAGACCAUCACCACCAUGAUCGACGGCCCCCAGGACCUCCGAGUGGUGGCUGUGACACCAACCACACUGGAGCUCAGCUGGCUGCGACCCCAGGCUGAGGUGGACCGAUUCGUGGUGUCCUAUGUCAGUGCCGGCAACCAGAGGGUGCGGCUGGAGGUACCCCCUGAGGCAGAUGGAACACUGCUGACCGACCUGAUGCCAGGCGUGGAAUAUGUAGUGACUGUCACUGCAGAGCGGGGCCGGGCAGUAAGCUACCCGGCUUCUGUCAGGGCCAACACAGCACCCGGCCACUACAGUUACCCGGAGGUUCGCCCCCCAGCCCCGCCCCCCAAGCCCCGCCCCCGGCCUGCUCCGGCCCCGCGGCCCCCUCGGCCCUCACGUCCCGCUAGGCCCUCGCGGCCCGCGGAGGAUGGGGAGGAGGAGCCUCGGCCUGGGCCUAGCCUGCCGCAGCCCCCCCGGCGGGCGUGGGGCAACCUGACCGCCGAGCUGGGCCGCUUCCGCGGCACCGUGCAAGACCUGGAGCGCCACCUGCGGGCUCAUGGCUACCCAGUGCGGGCCAACCAGACCUACGCGUCGGUGGCGCGCCACAUCCACGAAUACUUGCAGCGGCGUCGGGCGGCCGCCGCCCCCGUCGGCUCCCCGGCCCCCCAGCCCCGUCGCCCCCGCCCCACCGCCAGCCCCGACCCCGGCACCUGGAAGCGGGACUCCAACCAGGGCAUCUACGGCCUCUCGCCCGAAGGCGUCGAUCGGGUGGCUGCGCCCCGCCACCCCAAGCCCGAGGUCCUGGGCAGUUCCGCGGACGGCGCACUACUCGUAUCCCUUGACGGGCUUCGCGGCCACUUCGAGCGCGUGGUGCUGCGCUGGCGGCCCCAGCCGCCGGCAGAGGGCCCCGGCGGGGAGCUGACCGUGCCGGGCACCACGCGCACCGUCAGCCUACCCGACCUCAGGCCCGGCACCACCUACCACGUGGAGGUCCACGGGGUGCGGGCAGGGCAGACCUCCAAGUCCUACGCCUUCAUCACCACCACAGGGUCCUCUCCCUCAGGCCUCUUGGCGGCCACGGAUGAGCCUCCUCCCUCAGGCCCUUCAACCACUCAAGGGGCCCGGGCCCCUGAACUACAGCAGCGCCCCCAGGAACUAGGAGAGUUGAGGGUGCUGGGCAAAGACAAGACGGGGCACCUCCGCGUCGCUUGGACUGCUCAGCCUGACACGUUUGCCCACUUCCAGCUGCGCCUCCGGGUACCCGAGGGGCCAGGGGCACAUGAGGAACUACUGCCAGGGGACGUCCGCCAGGCUCUGGUGCCCUCACCACCUCCCGGCGUCCCCUAUGAGCUGUCGCUUCGUGGGGUCCCCCCGGAGGGCGAGUCCUCUGCCCCUCUUAUCUACCAAGGCAUUAUGGACAGGGAUGGGCCAAAGCCUGGGAAGCCCUUGGCCCCGCCACAUCUGGGUGAGCUGACAGUGACUGGCAUGGCCUCCAACUCCCUGCUCCUGCAAUGGACGGUCCCUGAGGGCGAGUUCGACUCCUUCGUGAUCCAGUACAAGGACAGGGACGGGCCCCAGGUUGUCCCUGUGGAGGGGUCCCAGCGCUCGGCCCUCAUCACCAACCUGGACCUUGGCCGCAAGUACAAAUUUGUGCUAUAUGGGCUCCUGGGCAAGAAGAGGCAUGGCCCCCUGGUGGCUGAAGCCAAGAUCUUGCCUCAGAGUGAUCCCAGCUCAGUGACUCCACCCCGCCUGGGAAAGCUGUGGGUGACAGAUCCCACCCCAGAUUCACUGCACCUCUCUUGGACUGUCCCUGAGGGCCAGUUUGACUCCUUCGUAGUCCAAUACAGGGACAGGAACGGACAGCCCCAGCUGGUGCCCGUGGAAGGGCCUGAGCGCUCGGUCAUUGUCUCCUCCCUGGACCCUGACCACAAGUACAGAUUCACUCUGUUUGGGAUUGCCAACAAGAAGCGGCACGGCCCCCUCACAGCUGAUGGCACCACAGCCUCAGAGAAGAGAGAGGAGCUCCUCCACCCAGAGUCCCCAGAGCGGCCCCUGCUGGGGGAACUGAUGGUGACUCGUGUGACCCCAGACUCCCUGCACCUGUCCUGGACAGUGACCCAGGGUUCCUUCGACUCCUUCAUGGUCCAGUACAAGGACGCGCAGGGGCAGUCCCAGGCAGUGCCCGUCAGGGGUGAUGAGAACGAGGUCACCAUUCCUGGCCUGGAGUCGCACCGGAAGUAUAAGAUGAACCUCUAUGGGCUUCAUGGCAGGCAGCGUGUGGGGCCUGUGUCUGUGGUGGCUGUCACAGCCCCCCAGGAGGUUGUGGAGGAGACCCCCAGCCCCACAGAGCCCAGCACGGAGGCCCCAGAGUCCCCCGAGGAGCCCCUGCUGGGGGAGCUGACAGUGACAGGAUCGUCCCCAGACUCGCUGAGCCUCUCGUGGACCGUCCCCCAGGGCCACUUCGACUCCUUCACUGUCCAGUACAAGGACAGGGACGGGCGGCCCCAGGUGGUGCGUGUCGGGGGUGAGGAGAGUGAGGUCACCGUCGGGGGCCUGGAGCCGGGGCGCAAGUACAAGAUGCACCUGUAUGGCCUGCACAGGGGGCAGCGCUGGGGCCCCGUGUCCACCGUGGGCGUGACUGCUCCACAACCGGAAGAGACUCCAGCCACGGAGCCCCCCCUGGAGCCACACCUGGGAGAGCUGACAGUGACAGAUGUGACCCCCAACUCCGUGGGCCUCGCAUGGACAGUCCCAGAGGGCCAGUUUGACUCCUUCAUGGUCCAGUACAAGGACAGGGACGGGCAGCCCCAGGUGGUGCCUGUGGCCUCAGACCAGCGUGAGGUCACCAUCCCCGGCCUGGAGCCUGCACGCAAAUACAAGAUGAACUUCUAUGGGCUACAUGGUGGCCAGCGUGUGGGCCCCCUCUCUGUGGUAGCUGUGACCGCUCCCCUCCCUCCAGCCCCAACCACAGAGUCCCCCCAGGAGCCACGCCUCGGGGAGCUGACAGUGACAGACCUGACCCAGGACUCUGUGAGCCUCUCGUGGACGGUCCCUGAGGGUGAAUUCGACUCCUUUGUGGUCCAGUACAAAGACAGGGAUGGGCAGCCCCAGGUGGUGCCUGUGGCCGCAGACCAGCGGGAGGUCACCAUCCCUGGCCUGGAGCCCAGUAGGAAAUAUAAGUUCCUGCUCUUUGGGAUUCAGGAUGGGAAAAGACGCAGCCCAGUCUCUGUGGAGGCAAAGACAGCUGCCCAAGGUGACGCCAGCCUUGGGGCCCCGCCCCGCCUUGGGGAGCUGUGGGUGACAGAUCCCACCCUAGACUCACUGCGCCUCUCCUGGACAGUCCCCGAGGGCCACUUUGACUCCUUUGUUGUCCAGUUCAAGGACAGGGACGGCCCCCAAGUGGUGCCUGUGGAGGGCUAUGAGCGCUCAGUCACCAUCACCCCUCUGGACACUGGCCGCAAGUACAGAUUCCUCCUUUAUGGGCUCCUGGGCAAGAGGCGCCAUGGCCCCCUCACUGCCGAAGGCACCACAGAGAUCCGGAGUGCUGUGGAUGAUGCUAAAGCAAAGCAUCCCCUAAAGCCCCAUCUUGGGGAGGAGCUACAGGUGACCAGCGUGACCCCAGACUCUGUGAGCCUCUCGUGGACAGUCCCUGAGGGCCAGUUUGACUCCUUUGUGGUCCAGUACAAGGACAGAGAUGGGCAGCCGCAGGUGGUGCCUGUGGAGGGCAGCCUCAGGGAGGUUCGCAUCCCGGGCCUGGACCCAAACCGCAGGUAUAAGCUCCUGCUGUACGGACUGCACCAGGGCAAACGUGUGGGUCCCAUCUCUGCCAUCGCCAUGACUGCCUCCAGAGAAGAUAUCGAAACCGAGGCCCUAGGUCCUCCAGGGCCUGAGCCCCGCCUAGGGGAGGUGACUGUGGAGGAAGCCACGCCAGACACCUUGCAUCUCUCCUGGACAGUGAUGGAGGGAGAUUUUGACUCCUUUGAGGUCCAGUACACAGACAAAGAUGGGCAACUCCAAGUAGUCAAAGUAGAUGGUGACCGGAAUGACAUCAUCCUUACUGGCCUGGAAUCUGACCACAGAUACCUGGUGACCCUGUAUGGUUUCCAUGGCCAGCAGCAUGUGGGUCCUGCCCACAUUGAGGCCCUCACAGUCCCAAGGGAAGAGGAGGAUGAACCUUCAGAACCUCCCAUCAAGCCACAGCUGGGGCAGCUGGCAGUGACAGAUGCCACCCCCGACUCCCUGCACCUCUCCUGGACUGUCCCCGAGGGCCAGUUUGACCACUUCCUGGUCCAGUACAAGAACGGGGAUGGGCAGCCCAAGGCGGUGAGGGUGCCAGGGAAUGAGGACCAGGUCACCAUCUCAGGCCUGGAGCCAGACCACAAGUACAAGAUGAACCUGUAUGGCUUCCAUGGUGGCCAGCGCAUGGGCCCCGUCUCUGCCUUUGGGGUGACGGCUGCAGAGGAAGAGACCCCAACCUCUACUGAGGUGGAGGAGACCCCCAGCCCCACAGAGCCUAGCACGGAGGCCUCAGAGUCCCCCGAGGAGCCCCUGCUGGGGGAGCUGACAGUGACAGGAUCGUCCCCAGACUCGCUGAGCCUCUCAUGGACCGUCCCCCAGGGCCACUUUGACUCCUUCACUGUCCAGUACAAGGACAGGGACGGGCGGCCCCAGGUGGUGCGUGUCGGGGGUGAGGAGAGUGAGGUCACCGUCGGGGGCCUGGAGCCGGGGCGCAAGUACAAGAUGCACCUGUAUGGCCUGCACAGGGGGCAGCGCUGGGGCCCCGUGUCCACUGUGGGCGUGACUGCUCCAGAAUAUGAAGCCAUGACCACCCAAGCCCCGUCCACCAUGGCCCUUGAGCCUCCCACGAAGCCACGGCUGGGGCAGCUGGCAGUGACAGACGCCACCCCCGACUCCCUGCACCUCUCCUGGACUGUCCCCGAGGGCCAGUUUGACCACUUCCUGGUCCAGUACAAGAACGGGGAUGGGCAGCCCAAGGCGGUGAGGGUGCCAGGGAAUGAGGACCAGGUCACCAUCUCAGGCCUGGAGCCAGACCACAAGUACAAGAUGAACCUGUAUGGCUUCCACGGUGGCCAGCGCACGGGCCCCAUCUCUGCCUUUGGGGUGACGGCUGCAGAGGAAGAGACCCCAACCUCUACUGAGGUGGAGGAGACCCCCAGCCCCACAGAGCCCAGCACGGAGGCCCCAGAGUCCCCCGAGGAGCCCCUGCUGGGGGAGCUGACAGUGACAGGAUCGUCCCCAGACUCGCUGAGCCUCUCGUGGACCGUCCCCCAGGGCCACUUCGACUCCUUCACUGUCCAGUACAAGGACAGGGACGGGCGGCCCCAGGUGGUGCGUGUCGGGGGUGAGGAGAGUGAGGUCACCGUCGGGGGCCUGGAGCCGGGGCGCAAGUACAAGAUGCACUUGUAUGGCCUGCACAGGGGGCAGCGCUGGGGCCCUGUGUCCACUGUGGGCGUGACUGAUCCUGAAGGGGAGCCCCCUGCCAACACCCUUCUGAAGCCACACUUGGGAGAGCUAGCAGUGACGGAUGCCACCCCCGACUCCCUGCACCUCUCCUGGACUGUCCCCGAGGGCCAGUUUGACCACUUCCUGGUCCAGUACAAGAACGGGGAUGGGCAGCCCAAGGCAGUGAGGGUGCCAGGGAAUGAGGACCAGGUCACCAUCUCAGGCCUGGAGCCAGACCACAAGUACAAGAUGAACCUGUAUGGCUUCCAUGGUGGCCAGCGUGUGGGCCCCGUCUCCACUAUCGGCUUAACUGUCUCUUUAUCUCCUGAUCCAGCCCCAGGAAAGGACCAAGAAAUGCCAGCGCCAACAGACUCACCCACCAUGACUCCCAAGCCUCCCAUCAAGCCACGGCUGGGGCAGCUGGCAGUGACAGACGCCACCCCUGACUCCCUGCACCUCUCCUGGACUGUCCCCGAGGGCCAGUUUGACCACUUCCUGGUCCAGUACAAGAAUGGGGAUGGGCAGCCCAAGGCGGUGAGGGUUCCAGGGAAUGAGGACCAGGUCACCAUCUCAGGCCUGGAGCCAGACCACAAGUACAAGAUGAACCUGUAUGGCUUCCACGGUGGCCAGCGCAUGGGCCCCGUCUCUGCCUUUGGGGUGACGGCUGCAGAGGAAGAGACCCCAACCUCUACUGAGGUGGAGGAGACCCCCAGCCCCACAGAGCCCAGCACGGAGGCCCCAGAGUCCCCCGAGGAGCCCCUGCUGGGGGAGCUGACAGUGACAGGAUCGUCCCCAGACUCGCUGAGCCUCUCGUGGACCGUCCCCCAGGGCCACUUCGACUCCUUCACUGUCCAGUACAAGGACAGGGACGGGCGGCCCCAGGUGGUGCGUGUCGGGGGUGAGGAGAGUGAGGUCACCGUCGGGGGCCUGGAGCCGGGGCGCAAGUACAAGAUGCACCUGUAUGGCCUACACAGGGGGCAGCGCUGGGGCCCCGUGUCCACUGUGGGCCUGACCGCCCCCCAGGAGGUUGUGGAGGAGACACCCAGCCCCACAGAGCCCAGCACGGAGGCCCCAGAGUCCCCCGAGGAGCCCCUGCUGGGGGAGCUGACAGUGACAGGAUCGUCCCCAGACUCGCUGAGCCUCUCAUGGACCGUCCCCCAGGGCCACUUUGACUCCUUCACUGUCCAGUACAAGGACAGGGACGGGCGGCCCCAGGUGGUGCGUGUCGGGGGUGAGGAGAGUGAGGUCACCGUCGGGGGCCUGGAGCCGGGGCGCAAGUACAAGAUGCACCUGUAUGGCCUGCACAGGGGGCAGCGCUGGGGCCCCGUGUCCACUGUGGGCGUGACUGCUCCAGAAUAUGAAGCCAUGACCACCCAAGCCCCAUCCACCAUGGCCCUUGAGCCUCCCACAAAGCCACGGCUGGGGCAGCUGGCAGUGACAGACGCCACCCCCAACUCCCUGCACCUCUCCUGGACUGUCCCCGAGGGCCAGUUUGACCACUUCCUGGUCCAGUACAAGAACGGGGAUGGGCAGCCCAAGGCGGUGAGGGUGCCAGGGAAUGAGGACCAGGUCACCAUCUCAGGCCUGGAGCCAGACCACAAGUACAAGAUGAACCUGUAUGGCUUCCACGGUGGCCAGCGCACGGGCCCCAUCUCUGCCUUUGGGGUGACGGCUGCAGAGGAAGAGACCCCAACCUCUACUGAGGUGGAGGAGACCCCCAGCCCCACAGAGCCCAGCACGGAGGCCCCAGAGUCCCCCGAGGAGCCCCUGCUGGGGGAGCUGACAGUGACAGGAUCGUCCCCAGACUCGCUGAGCCUCUCGUGGACCGUCCCCCAGGGCCACUUCGACUCCUUCACUGUCCAGUACAAGGACAGGGACGGGCGGCCCCAGGUGGUGCGUGUCGGGGGUGAGGAGAGUGAGGUCACCGUCGGGGGCCUGGAGCCGGGGCGCAAGUACAAGAUGCACCUGUAUGGCCUGCACAGGGGGCAGCGCUGGGGCCCCGUGUCCACCGUGGGCGUGACUGCCUCCCAGCCCACAGAGCCCCCUGUGGCACCCCGCCUAGGGGAGCUGGCCGUGGUAGCCGUGACCUCUGACACAGUGCACCUCUCAUGGACCGUGGCCCAGGGCGUCUUCGACUCCUUCCUGGUCCAGUACAAGGAUGUGCAGGGGCGGCCCCAGGCAGUGCCUGUGGGUGGACACCUGCAUGAGAUCACCAUUCCGGGUCUGGCCCCCGGCCGGAAGUACAAGUUCCUACUCUUUGGACUCCAGGAUGAGAAGCGGCAUGGCCCGAUAGCUGCAGAUGCAAAGACCCCCCCAGACACAAAACCUCCCCGCCUGGGGGAGCUGACAGUGACAGACCUGACCCCGGACUCUGUGAGCCUCUCAUGGACAGUCCCUGAGGGUGAAUUUGACUCCUUCGUGGUCCAGUACAAGGACAGGGACGGGCAGCCCCAGGUGGUGCCUGUGGCCUCAGACCAGCGCGAGGUCACCAUCUCGGGCCUGGAGCCAAGUAGGAAAUACAAGUUCCUGCUCUAUGGGCUGGCCGGUAGGAAGCGGCUGGGCCCCAUCUCUGCUGAUGGCACCACAGCUCCCCUGCAGAAGGAGCAGCAGCGCCCGCCCCGCCUGGGGGAGCUGACAGUGACAGAUGAGACCCCAGACUCCCUGCGCCUCUCAUGGACAGUGGCCCAGGGCCUCUUUGAUUCCUUUGUGGUCCAGUACAGGGACACAGCUGGGCAGCCCCGGGCAGUGCCUGUGGCCGAAGACCAGCGGGAAGUCACCAUAGAGGGCCUGGAGCCUGGCAGGAAAUACAAGUUUCUGCUCUAUGGGAUCCACAGAGGACAGCGCCUGGGCCCCAUCUCCGUCCUGGGAGUGACAGCCCCAGAAGAGGACACGCCAGCCCCCUGGCGCCCAGCCACAGAGGCCCCCGAGCACCCUGAAGGGCCUCAGCUAAGGACACUGGCAGUGAGCGACAUAACCCCAGACUCCCUGCACCUCUCGUGGAGUGUGGCUCAGGGCCCCUUUGACUCCUUCGUGGUCCAGUAUCAGGACACGGAUGGGCAGCCCCAGGCCUUGCUCGUGGAUGGCAACCAGAACAAGGUCCUAGUGUCGGGCCUGGAGCCCAGCACCUCCUACAGGUUCUUCCUCUAUGGCCUCCAUGAAGGGAAGCGCCUGGGGCCCAUCUCAGCUGAGGGCACCACAGGGUCUGCUCCUGCCGGCCAGACCCCAGGGGAGCCAGGGCCCCGCCUGUCCCAGCUGUCGGUGACUGAUGUGACCACCAGUUCGCUGCGGCUCAACUGGGAGGCCCCAUCUGGGGCCUUUGACUCCUUCCUGCUCCGCUUUGGGGUCCCAUCACCAAGCACUCUGGAGCCCCACCUGCGUCCCCUGCUGCAGAGGGAGCUGAUGGUACCAGGGACACGGCGCUCAGCGGUGCUACGGGACCUGCGUCCAGGGACCCUAUACACCCUUACGUUGUAUGGGCUGCGUGGGCCCCACAAGGCCGACAGCAUCCAGGGCACGGCCCGCACCCUCAGCCCAGUUCUGGAAAGCCCCCGUGACCUUCAAUUCAGCGAAAUCAGGGAAACUUCGGCCCUGGUCAGCUGGACGCCUCCACCAUCCAGAGUGGACAGUUUCAAAGUUUCCUACCAGCUGGCAGACGGAGGGGAGCCACAGAGCGUGCAGGUGGAUGGCCGAGCCCGGACCCAGAAACUCAAGGGGCUGAUCCCAGGCUCUCACUACGAGGUGACAGUGGUCUCCGUCCGUGGCUUUGAGGAGAGCGAGCCACUCACAGGCUUCCUCACCACAGUUCCUGAUGGCCCCACCCAGCUUCGUGCGCUGAACUUGACGGAGGGAUCCGCUCUGCUGCACUGGCAGCCCCCCCAGACCCCUGUGGACACAUAUGACGUCCGUGUCACAGCCCCAGGGGCCCCCCCACUGCAGGGCUCAACCCCUGGCAGUGCUGUGGACUACCCUCUGGGUGGCCUUGUGCUCCACACCAACUACACGGCGACGGUACGGGGUCUUCGGGGCCCCAACUUCACCUCCCCGGCCAGCAUCACCUUCACCACAGGGUUGGAGGCCCCCCAAGACUUGGAGGCCAAGGAAGUGACCCCCCGCACGGCCCUGCUCACUUGGACUGAGCCCCAAGUCCCGCCGACUAGCUACCUGCUCAGUUUCAACACCCCUGGUGGACAGACCCAGGAGAUCCUGCUCCCAGGAGGGGUCACCUCUCACCAGCUCCUGGGCCUCUUUCCCUCCACCCCGUACAGCGUGUGGCUCCGAGCUAUGUGGGGCGAGAGCCUCACACCGCCUGUGUCCACCUCCUUCACCACCGGUGGACUCCGGAUUCCCUUCCCUCGGGACUGUGGGGAAGAGAUGCAGAACGGAGCCAGCACCUCAAGGACCACCACCAUCUUCCUCAAUGGCAACCGCGAGCGGCCCCUGAAUGUGUUUUGUGACAUGGAGACCGACGGGGGCGGCUGGCUGGUGUUCCAGCGCCGCAUGGACGGACAGACCGACUUCUGGAGGGACUGGGAGGACUAUGCCCAUGGCUUUGGGAACAUCUCUGGGGAGUUCUGGCUGGGCAACGAGGCCCUGCACAGCCUGACAAAAGCCGGCGACUACUCCAUGCGCGUGGACCUGCGGGCUGGGGACGAGGCCGUGUUUGCGCAGUACGACUCUUUCCGAGUAGACUCUGCUCCCGAGUACUACCGCCUCCAUCUGGAGGGCUACCAUGGCACAGCAGGGGACUCCAUGAGCUACCACAGCGGCAGUGUCUUUUCUGCCCGUGAUCGAGACCCCAACAACUUGCUCAUCUCCUGCGCCGUCUCGUACCGCGGCGCCUGGUGGUACAGGAACUGCCACUAUGCCAACCUCAACGGGCUCUAUGGGAGCACAGUGGACCACCAGGGGGUGAGCUGGUACUACUGGAAAGGCUUCGAGUUCUCUGUACCCUUCACGGAAAUGAAGCUGAGACCAAGAAGCUACCGGCCCCCAGCGGCCCGAGAAGGCUGACCACUGCUCACCUCUCCGGCGCCCCAGUAUGACUGCCGAGCACUGAGGGGUCGCGCUGAGAGAAGAGCCAGGGGCCACCUUCACUCUCCAGCCACCGGAGGGAGCCUUCUCCGUCAGCGAUCUCACAGCACCAUGUUUACAGGGGGGGAGGGAAGGGGUUUGUACGGGGAGUAAUAAAAGGAGAAACUGA
Messenger RNA from Neofelis nebulosa (Clouded leopard), 13354 nucleotides. It is a transcript of the gene TNXB, whose product is annotated as tenascin XB. The transcript is spliced from 43 exons. Lineage: Eukaryota; Metazoa; Chordata; Mammalia; Carnivora; Felidae. The record is from RefSeq and is a predicted model, not a curated record. Bases 214 to 13164 code for a protein of 4316 amino acids. Gene Ontology annotation, molecular function: protein binding.